UUGGGACGGGCUGUAGGGUGGGAAAGCGGGACGGUUCCUUUGUUUACCUCCACCAGCGUCCACCACCACCACCACCACCUGACCGUCGCACUCGUCACUCCCUCGUCACACUCGUCACUCGUCAUGCCUGUGGGGGCUGGGGGGCUGCUCUCCGCCAAGCCGAAACCGUCGGCUGAGAAUGUGCGAUGUCAGAAGUGCCUGGAGAUUGGCCACUGGACCUACGAGUGCACGGGAAAGAGGAAAUACGUGCACAGGGACUCCCGCACCUCCAUGCUGAACAAGCGACUCAAGGAUGACAAGGAGGAGCAACAGAUAGAACAUUUAAAGAAGAUGGCACAACAGAAGGAAAGAUCACAGAGGAAAGAGAAGAAGAAAGGAAGCAAACCCAGAAAGCGAGACUCCUCAUCCUCCUCCUCCUCCUCCUCCUCAUCCUCAUCCUCGUCUUCCUCUUCCUCUUCCUCCUCAUCCUCGUCAUCUGAUUCCUCCUCAUCAUCAUCAUCUUCAUCCUCCUCUUCCUCCUCAUCAGACUCAGAAUCAGACUCCUCUUCAAGCUCCUCCUCUUCCUCCUCCUCUUCCUCCUCUUCCUCCUCCUCAAAGUCUUCCAAAGCUGAACGGAAGAAGACGCAGAGUAAGAAGAAGGAGAAGAAGGGCACCAAGAAAUGAUGACUGGCCCAGAGCAUCACCACCACAUCACCAGCAUGUCACCACUCACCCACAAGAUGCGCUGGUGGUUGAGGUGAAGUGACACAAGCCCCAACCAUCACCACCACCACCACCACCACCACCACCACCACCAGUGCCCUUCAGUACCUGGUGAUUGUUGUGAGAGAGACACACCCUACCUUUGCACUUCAGUCAUUUCUUGUAGUGAGAGAACUUGAUAGGUUUACAGGUUACUGGAGAAUGGAAGGAUUGGAUUGGUGGUGUAUUUAGGAUGAUGUACCUUGUCACUCAUUCACUCCACUCAUCUGCUCCAUGAAACAGUGCUCACAGACUCAGGCGGGCAAACACAUUAGUAUUAGGUAAUGCAUGUUUACGGUGACACAAGGUACAGGUCUGAAGGAAACUCAAGUGCACUUUUCUUAUGACUCAGAGGUUGUAUGGCAGUUCUUGUGAUGCAAAGGUUGUAUGGUGGUUCUCCAGAUGCUUGUCUCUGUCCACAGUAGAAGCCUUGGUUGGACAUCUUCGUGGUCUAGACAUACAGGGGCAGGGUGGGCAGGAGGGGUGGCUCAGGCUGACAUGGGUGCUGCAGAUGACGGGGCACACCACAUCUCAUGCCCUCACUCUUUUUCUUGCCCAAUGAGUGCUGGGAACAUCCUUGGGCAGGCUGGACACAACUAGCUUAGCCUGCAGCUCCAUCACUUUGGCCUGCAGCUCUGCACUCCUUGCCUGCUCCUCAACAUCAGCACCUGUUCUUGUCUGUUUCAUUCAAGGGCAGUUUCAUGCUGGCCUUUGUCUCUCGGGUGUAACAUUUCAGCAGCACUGCAUCUGAAAACACCUCACUCACUACUGGCUUGUCUUGGUGAGACUCCAGAACCAAGUGGAAGAUGGUGUGAGAGUGGAAACUGCAUUCACUCAUUUGGUGCUGGCAAUGUGUCUGUUCUCCCCUCUCCUGACAAUGUCCAGCAACUGAUCCUCACAAUUGGCAUACUCCUCCUUCAGGUCAACCACAUACAUGGCCCCUGAUUGGUCCUCAGGGAUGUUGAGGGAGCACCCCUUCAUGUCCCACCCCGCCAGGAGAUUGGAAAUUAUUUGGUUGUAGAUAUCCGUGUAUGAAGGUCUGAUCUAGUACUUGCAUUCAGGUGUGGCAUCAGUGAAGUGGAAAAUGAUCUAUGCAGCCACUGGAGUGAUGCCUGGGCUGCUGUGGUCUGUUGUCAUGGUAGUGGUGGAGGUGUUGCCUGAUGAUUGCCCAUACACAAAGGUGGUGGUGUUAAAGCCAGUGAGGGUAGACUCAGUGAUGGUUAUUGCAACCUCACAGUACACAUCACUCUCCAUGUUGGGGCCAGACACGCCAUCAAACACAUGGGGAGCACCAAGUGGUUUGUGGUAGGCUGGGUAGACCUGCAGUGCCGUGGUCGUCCUGAAUGUCCCAGUGUGAGAGGUGCCAUGUCCACCACCUCCCUCUUGAUGAAGGGACACCCAAACCAUGACCCUGAUGUCUGACAUAGUGCUCACUGCUGACCUCGUGACCUAGACUGUGGUUAGGAUGUGAUUCAUGUAGCUUUUCAUAACACCAAUGUCUAAUAUUGGGUUAGACAUUGUUUAUAUUGCAAAGUUAUAUGAAUUGCUAAAUACUAAGUACAGUACCGGAGUGUAAUCCUAGAAAAUGACUCAUCACUCACUGUAAUGCUCCCUUCAGCCACUUCAUGGAAACAGAAAUUAAUCUCGGGACACCAUGAGACCCCUGCCGUGAUCAGACCAUUGAGCAGAGUACGGUGUCUCAGGCAUUGGGACCUGACUGCCAUCAGGGCUCAGGGUAAUCUUUGAAACCUUUGUGCCUCCAGUCACUGCAUCCCCACAUGUCUGCCUCUCCCCCACACUGUGCACCACUCCUCUGCAUAGAAUGACGUGCUCUGGAUGUCCACCUAAAUUGUAUUUGUAGGACGAAUAUUCAUCUGAUUCAUAAACUUUGUAAGAGGUCUUGAAUGCAUCCAAUUUACUUCCCAAUUUGAAACGUGAACAUCCAGUUUAUAAAGAGUUUACUGUAUUACCAUAUCCAGGAGCCUGUGAGGAGUGUGGGAGUGACUGUUGAGUGUGGCAGAGGUUGUCAUGUGUACAGCUUGUUAUAUCCUGAAUUGGCUAAGUGGUUGUCAGGGUGCUGGGUGUGCUGCUCAGGGAUGCUGUGGCUGCUGCUUGUUGGGCGGGACAGGGAAGCAUUUAGGGUUGGCUUGUGACAGUUCACCUCCUCUCUGUGUUCAUGUCACUUAUCAAGAGGUUCCGACAGAGGUUCUUUUACUGCAGUGUCUUAUGAAUUUAUAGUGGGUUGAUAUGCUUUCAUACUUUUAUUCAUUUCGUAUCAAGAAGUUCUUUUACUAUAGUUUUCUUAAUGUGUAUUUAGUGUAUUUAAUAUGUAUUUAGUGUGACAAGAUAUACUUUCAUAUUCUUUUGCCAAAUGAUGUAUUUAAAAUGUGGGUAGUUUUUAUAACAUUAGAUAUUCUGGUAGUGUAUUAUUAUUAUUAUUAUUAUUAUUAUUAUUAUUAUUAUUAUUAUUAUUAUUAUUAUUAUUAUUAUCAUUAUCAUUAUUAUUAUUAUUAUUGUCGUUAUCAUUGUUAUUAUAUAAGAAUGAUCGAGUGUGUAACUCUUCCUAUACGUAUCCAGUAACGCAGUGUGAGAGGCGCCUUGAGAUGCUGCACAGCCACCAACUUGACAAAGCUCACACUGGUCUUAUUGUAUAUUUUUCAUAAUCCAGAAGUACUACAAGCCA
Molecule: messenger RNA, 3424 nt
Organism: Scylla paramamosain (green mud crab)
Lineage: Eukaryota; Metazoa; Arthropoda; Malacostraca; Decapoda; Portunidae
Product: zinc finger CCHC domain-containing protein 10-like
Exons: 3
Coding region: 124-663 (179 amino acids)
Molecular function (GO): zinc ion binding; nucleic acid binding
Source: RefSeq, a predicted model, not a curated record